Molecule: messenger RNA, 1257 nt
Organism: Phytophthora sojae
Lineage: Eukaryota; Oomycota; Peronosporomycetes; Peronosporales; Peronosporaceae
Exons: 1
Coding region: 16-1257 (413 amino acids)
Source: RefSeq, a predicted model, not a curated record
CGAGGUGGAAGGACCAUGAAAUUCACACUGCCAGAAAGCGUCUUCCCCGACGUGAACCUGUCCAAACAGCACCAAGAAGCGUUGGUCGAAGAAGCCGAGAAGCUCGUGCGCGAGACUCUCGCAGCCAACGAAGCCUUCCUGGCCGAGGGUGGUGCCACGUUUCGAGAUCCGAGUUGUUGGAGACUCGUGCGCGCAAAGGACGGCUUGAAUGUGCACCAUCGACUCCGAGCGCAGCCCAAUAGCUCUCGCCCCGUCCUGCUGGGCCAAUCCCAGGUUACAGACCCCUGGGGGGCUAGUACAAGUAGCACUGUUCAAGAUGCACCCGUGAGGCGUCCUGCCGGCUACGAGAUGGUUCUGCAUGGCACAGUGGAUGGGACUCUGGACGACACCAUGUAUGGGGCCUUUGCCGCCACCGACCGAGCGUGGAUGUGGCGGAGCUCGCAUAUCAACGACCGCCUCGACGACGCGCGCGUACUGGCGACUGUCAGAGGACCCACUCGCGAAGACCCGUUCCGGUUUCUGGGGGUCAAGUGGUUCGUUAAGGAGAUCCCUGCUGUGCUCACGGGCCUCGUACAGCAGCGUGACUACCUGAUUCUGGAGGCCACGGGGCUCACGCGGGACUCAAAGGGCGAAAGGGUCGGCUACUACCUGAUGCAUUCCAUCUCCCUGCCACGGAUCUUCCCCGAGCUCACGGAUUUGGGUCUUCUUCGUGGCGAUUUAAGCCUUUGCUUCAUCAAUCGCCAGCGUGAACACAACAAGGUGGAGAAAUACUGCCGCAACUUCAGCGACCCCCGGGGUAAAGUUCCCGAUCGGGUGGCUGUGGCGGUCAACGCGGACUCGCUCAUCAGUGCCGCCAGUAUCGUCGACUACGCGUACAUCAAGAAACUCACGUGGCUCAUGAUGGACAAAGGAGAACAAAUAGCUGCGCGUCGUCGCCGACCGAGGGGCGAGUCUCGACCCAAGAGCUGCGAUAACUGUAGCAAAACUUUCACCAAGUUUGCGCUACCUGGUACACGACCAGGCGUCGAAUGCCAGAUUUGCCGUAGGGUGGUGUGCGGACGAUGCAACGUGGCCAAGAAGAUGACGGUGGACGUAUCGGGCACGGGGACAGUGAAGCAGGUUACGCUGCGAUUCUGUCUGGAAUGCAUCCGUGAAGCCAAGGAGAAGUCUGUCUGGGAGAUGGCGCUCAGUGGGGUCGAAACGUCGACGGAGACAUCGUCUGGGUCGGGUUCGGCUGGGUCGGGGCGUUACCGAUAA